This is a messenger RNA of Hippocampus zosterae (dwarf seahorse), 1604 nucleotides long. RefSeq names its product ranBP-type and C3HC4-type zinc finger-containing protein 1-like. Gene Ontology annotation, biological process: protein linear polyubiquitination; positive regulation of canonical NF-kappaB signal transduction; proteasome-mediated ubiquitin-dependent protein catabolic process. The transcript is spliced from 8 exons. Lineage: Eukaryota; Metazoa; Chordata; Actinopteri; Syngnathiformes; Syngnathidae. Gene Ontology annotation, molecular function: ubiquitin-protein transferase activity; ubiquitin binding. Bases 266 to 1540 code for a protein of 424 amino acids. The record is from RefSeq and is a predicted model, not a curated record. Gene Ontology annotation, cellular component: LUBAC complex.
UCUCGCGUUGUUUCCUGACGGAGCGAAAUCGGGCACGAACGUACGUUCUUCGCGUACUUCCUGUUUUGUUUCGUCUCUCUUUUCCCAACCUUGUUGUGGCUCGGUUCGAGUCGAAAUGGAACAAUUAUUCGGGCAGGCAGACAAAUACGACCGGCUCAUGAGCACACGCCAUUUUAUCUCCCAUUGGUGGAGUUUCUAAGCAGUACCGUCGUCGCUGACGCUCUCCCGCCGGGGCUUCCCAAGCCCCACACGUCCGCGGGGCGACAUGGCACUCAGCUCGGGCGGCUGGGCUCCGCAGGUCUCGUUGCUCGGUGCUUCCCAGUCCGGAGCUUGCGACGCCGGGCUCGCUCGGUCGUCGGCUUGCUGCAGCACCGUCUUGAUGUCCGUCCGCGUGUCAGUGUCCCACUCCGGUGCUCGCCCCUUGUGCCUGCCCGGAGCCGACAGCGAGGCUCUGCGCCUCCAGCUCAGCAUGGAUCCCAGCCGGGCCGGAGAGUUUCGACUGGCCCUGCGGGAUACAAGUGGGAACCACAAUGUGUUGGUGGAGUUCGACCUACGCUCAGUGCACUACGAGGUGAAGUCGGCACGCUGCCACGAGAUGCGUCUGACGACGCCGCCUCACGACUUUAUCCGCUUCUCCUUCCGCUGUGACCGCGAGGCUGAGGAGUGGGCCACCGUGGUCAUGUCGUCACUGCGAGAGGCCCAGCGGGUUGCAAACAUGGCCGCCUACGAGGCAAGCGGCAAGCAAACAGAAGCCGUUGCCGCCGCCACUGAACCGACGCUGCCGCUCGCCGAGGAGCUUUGCGUGGAGCUCGUUAAGGCGGUGGAGGCCGGCGACUCUCAAGCCGCCGCUCAGCACGCAUCUGCACUUGCCCGGCAGAAAGCGGCUCUGAGCAUCCAGCUGGCGGAGAAGAACUACGCCAGCGCGGAGAUCAGCCUGUCUGUGGUGGUGGAGGACGUCUCUUCUUCCUGUUGCUUCACAGUCAAAGUCUUCCCUUACAUGACGGUGGCUGCGCUCAAACAACAGGUGUUUGUGGAGUACGGCUUCCACCCACGCGUGCAGCGCUGGGUAAUGGGUCAGUGUCUGUGCACGGACCCCCGCUCACUGGCAUCCUACGGUGUACAGCGCGACGGCGACACGGCGUACCUCUACUUGAUCUCGGCCCGCCAGGCCCGAAUCACGCGACAGCUGUUCCAGCAGGAUCUGGAGGGCGCCCUAUCCGCCCUGGCCCUUCCGCCCGGCACCGGCCCCGUGUGCCAAGACCCCCGGGGCUACAGCACACUGCCGCCGCGGUUACCCCACACCAGCCAGGGCGGUGGCGAUAAACCAGCUGACCUACAAGUUGUACUUGACAUGGAAAAUCUGCAUUUGAGCAACAAACCAACUAGAACACAGACGGAGUGGGCGUGUCCUUCAUGCACUUUCAUCAAUAAGCCUUCCCGUCCAGGCUGCGAGAUCUGCGCUACAGCCAAACCCGACGCAGACGUCACCAACGCCCUCCAGCAGGCAGCGCGCGGCGAGCUGGCCUCGAGCAGCAGCUGACCGCCCGUCGCCGCCGUCUCCUCUCACACGCGCGCAUACACAAUGCUAUGCCAGUGUUGACACA